CUCAGUAUCUCCAUUGAUCCAGACCCCCACGGUUCGGAUCCCUAUUACUCUGACGACGGUGGGUCGUCCGGUGUUCAUGUUCCCACAUCUUCCGAGUUAGGAAGUUAUGACUACCAGGAUUAUGAUGAAGACUGGGCGGAUUUGUCUUUCCCGGAUGAAUUGAACUCAUCUGAUUCAGUCUCCCGACCAAGAACUUCGCACCGCAGUCGUCCGCCCCACGGUUCACGAUCCGCUUCGGGCCGCCGCCCAACGUCGCGACGUAUGGUUCCAGAACAUCAGUCAUUCGUCCCUCGAGGCCGAAGACAAUCACCAGAUUCUCCCGACAGUGAUUCCGCCGACGACUUGCCACCCAAUGCUGGUCGAAAUGAUCGGAGAGCGUGGCAGCAACCUAUUCCGCCUGCUGCAUACCCUCCUAGCCAGUCCCCCGGUCCACCUUAUCCCUACCCCCUCCCCCAGGUCAUGGACCCACCUGCUCCCGAACCUGCUCCGGCUCCGGCUCCGGCUCCGGCCCCAGCCCCUGAACCUGCUCCGCCACCACCCCCUCCACCGCCCCCUCCACCAGUAGACACCGCCAAGGAUGAGCAAAUCGCAAGGCUAGAGAAGUUGAUCAUGGACGACCGUAACGAGCGCGAAGCGAAGGAGCUUGCCAAAAAGCAGGCCAUUGAACGCGCGGCGGCCGAGAAAGCAGCUCAGGAUGCACAGACUGCGCAUGAUAGGAAGAUCACCCUGGAAGCUGCGGCGCUUGCUCGAGCGGAUGCAGAAAAGAAGGCAGCAGAGGAUGCCGCAAAGGCCAAGGAGGAAGCGGAGAAGGCCACCGCGGCGGCCGCUAGUGAGGCGGCGGCAGCAGCAACCGCCGCCGCCAAUGAAGCAGCUGCCAAAGCGGCCGCUGAGGCUGCUGAAGCGGCUGCUAAAGCUGCCGAACCGCCGCCACCGCCGCCACCCCCGGAGAAGAAGCAACCUAUCAAAUUUAAGGACGCUGUUGGAAGAAAAUUCAGUUUCCCAUUCGAAUUAUGUGCGACCUGGAAGGGAAUGGAAGAGCUCAUCCGGCAGGCUUUUCUCCAUAUUGAAGUCAUCGGUCCUCAUGUGGCUGAGGGGCAUUAUGAUCUUGUUGGGCCAAACGGUGACAUCAUCCUCCCACAGGUGUGGGAAACUGUGGUCGAGCCUGACUGGGCUAUCACUAUGCACAUGUGGCCAAUUCCUGAAAAGCCUAAGGAAGAUCCUCCUCCCCCCGCGCCAGAGCCUGCCCCGGAAAAACCUGCCGACCCACCUGCCGAGCCGAAGAAGAAAGCAGAUGGUAAGAGUGACAAUUUCAAGUACCCCCAGAGACAUGCGCUUACCUUUUAUCUAGGCCCUAAAAAAGGUAAGGGCAGAGGAGCAGAUGUCCCCGGAAGUUUCGCGAUGUGGAUGUUAGGUGGUACCAAUCGCCGGGGAGGCAAGGGGGGUCCUAAAGUGGAAAAGAAGUCUGAUGCCCCAGCACCUGCACCUGCACCAUGA
This is a messenger RNA of Penicillium coprophilum, 1494 nucleotides long. RefSeq lists its product as uncharacterized. The transcript has 3 exons. Gene Ontology annotation, molecular function: actin binding; microtubule binding. The record is from RefSeq and is a predicted model, not a curated record. The annotation marks the transcript as partial. Gene Ontology annotation, biological process: actin filament polymerization. Lineage: Eukaryota; Fungi; Ascomycota; Eurotiomycetes; Eurotiales; Aspergillaceae. Gene Ontology annotation, cellular component: actin filament; cytoplasm.